AGCGUUGGUAGCACUAGCAGACGCCAUAUUGGCGUCUAAACGUCGUGCGAAACCACGCUGCUUGUCGCUGUUAAUUACCGUCAGGACCAAUUUUCCACGUACCGCCACGAAAAUGUCGUACAAGGGUCCGCAAAAAGUCCAGAAGGUGAUGGUCCAGCCCAUCAACCUCAUAUUCCGCUACCUGCAAAACCGCUCGCGCGUCCAAGUCUGGCUGUUUGAGAACGUGAACCUGCGAAUCGAGGGGCACAUCGUCGGCUUCGACGAGUACAUGAACCUGGUGCUGGACGACGCCGAGGAGUACUAUCAGAAGACGAAGGUCAGGAAACCCCUGGGACGGAUCAUGCUGAAGGGCGACAACAUCACGCUGAUACAGAACACGAAUCCCGGAGUCAACUAAUCAUGGUGGUGUAACCUCAAACACAACCUCAACCCGAGCCCAUUCGAAGCUGUAUGAAAAUUUGGAUAACUUAGGGAUAUCGUCGAGUGUUCUUGGAUUUCUCGGAGAGAAUGAACCGCGUGGCUGAUGAACGGGAUACGUUUGUCCUAGUUUUAAUUAAUUUCUACCGAGAGCGUAGCGUGUGACCACUUUUGACGAGCAUAUUUGCAUUGUAAUAUAAUAAUAAUAAGAAUAAUAUACAUACGUGAUAACAACUUUCGAAUUAAUGCUAAAUUGAAGAUGUAUGCAUUGUGAUUGGUUGGUUAGGCAAUCCAAAGUUGCUUAUUUUUGUUUUGUAUUGUGAGACAGUUCUUCUUGUAAACAUCCACCCUGAUGAAUGUGUAACCGUGCGAAGUUACAGAGGAUAAAUAGGAUGUACAUAAGCGGUCAUUAAAUAAUUUCAUGCUUCAA
Harpegnathos saltator (Jerdon's jumping ant) is the source of this 847-nucleotide messenger RNA. RefSeq names its product Small ribonucleoprotein particle protein SmE. Lineage: Eukaryota; Metazoa; Arthropoda; Insecta; Hymenoptera; Formicidae. Gene Ontology annotation, molecular function: RNA binding. Bases 113 to 397 code for a protein of 94 amino acids. The transcript has a single exon. The record is from RefSeq and is a predicted model, not a curated record. Gene Ontology annotation, biological process: mRNA splicing, via spliceosome. Gene Ontology annotation, cellular component: spliceosomal complex.